AAAGAAGAGGAUGAGGAUGAAGAAGAAGAGGAUGAGGAUGAAGAAGAAGAGGAUGAGGAUGAAGAAGAAGAGGAUGAGGAUGAAGAAGAAGAGGAUGAGGAUGAAGAAGAAGAGGAUGAGGAUGAAGAAGAAGUAGGGGGGCACGAUGAAGAUGAGGAUGAUGAAGAAGGAUGAGGAUGAAGAAUUCCAGUACAGCAAAAGUGUAUCUGCAGAGAGCUCCGCUAUUUCUGACAGUUCUCUGACAGUUCCUUCACAUGUACAGCGGUUGAAACAUUGUAUCUAUUUGUUUCC
This is a messenger RNA of Staurois parvus, 291 nucleotides long. The record is from the annotation of a GenBank genome assembly. Lineage: Eukaryota; Metazoa; Chordata; Amphibia; Anura; Ranidae.